Messenger RNA from Cyanidioschyzon merolae strain 10D, 1356 nucleotides. RefSeq names its product phosphoribosylformylglycinamidine cyclo-ligase. Gene Ontology annotation, biological process: 'de novo' IMP biosynthetic process; adenine biosynthetic process. Bases 1 to 1356 code for a protein of 451 amino acids. Gene Ontology annotation, molecular function: phosphoribosylformylglycinamidine cyclo-ligase activity; phosphoribosylamine-glycine ligase activity. Lineage: Eukaryota; Rhodophyta; Bangiophyceae; Cyanidiales; Cyanidiaceae. The record is from RefSeq and is a predicted model, not a curated record. Gene Ontology annotation, cellular component: cytosol. The transcript has a single exon.
AUGCCCUCACGUCAACGCUCGAUCGUGGCCUUCAAGAACGCGCUCUUCACGCCUGGUCUUCGAGCAGCGGCCAGCACGCGCCAAGUGAAAGCGCGAGUACGUCAUUCGCAACCUUCGAGAUCGUCGGUGCGCUUUGUUUGUCGCAGAAGAAGCGGUCUGGGGACACGACCUGGAAUAGCUGCUGCUGCAGCGAUAAAAGCAACGGCUCCGUCGCCGAGCUAUGCAGAGUCGGGCGUGGAUCUGGACGUCGAGUCUGCCUCUGUGAGAGCGCUUGUCAAAGCGCUGGGUGCACCGGGCCGAACCCCACCUGCGCUAGGCGCGCCAGCCGACCAACUAGGGGGCUUCUCCGGUUUGAUCGACUUUGGACCAAACACACUGCUCGCCCUAUGCACUGAUGGUGUUGGCUCCAAACUCGUACUCGCUACACAGCUCGGUUUGUAUGAUGGCAUCCCGUACGAUUGCGUUGCCAUGAAUGUGAACGAUCUGCUUUGUAUCGGGGCGGAGCCACUCGCCUUUGUGGACUACAUCGCAGCGCCGCAUCCGGAACCAGCCCUCUGGGCUACACUGGGGAAAGCACUCGGUGCAGCGUGUCGACUUGCUCGCGUUACCCUAGCAGGCGGCGAAACCGCUAGUCUGCCGGAUAUGGUGACCCACUUGGACAUGAGUGGAACAGCGCUUGGUUGGCUCCCACGCGGAGCGCAGCUCGACGGUAGGCGCAUCGAGCCAGGUGACUUGCUCCUAGGCCUGCCCUCAUCGGGCCUUCACAGUAACGGGUAUUCGCUGGUUCGCAAAGUUGUGGCGCGUUCAGGCGCUGACCUGAACGCACCGCCACCCUUCGAUGUAGCUACAGAAGCGUCAGCAUGCAUGCGUUUCAUGGUAUCCGGCGAGGAGCACCAACCGACUUGGUCGAUGACCACGCUGGGGCAGGUGCUCCUGUACCCAACGGCAAUCUAUGUGAACCCAAUAGCCGAUCUUGUGCGUCUCUGCAGAGAGCAACACGCGCAAGCACCUUGCUCCUAUGAGGCGCUCCACGGGCUCGCACACAUCACGGGCGGUGGCCUCAGCAACCUCCUGCGUUGGCGAUCAGAUCUUGGUUUUGAUAUUGAGAAUCCGUUGCCGGUUCAUCCGGAGUUCCGCUGGCUGCAAUUUGCUGCAGGAUCUAUCAGCGAUGCGGAAAUGUAUCGUGUAUUUAACAUGGGCAUGGGCAUGGUGUUGGUGGUCGAAACCAGCGCUGCUGCUCAGGUCUGUGGCUGGUUGGCUGAGCGUGUUCCCGGUGUUCAGAUCGUCGGUAGGGUAACCGAGAGUGGUCGGGUACGGCACUGCCCGAGCGGUGUAGAGUACGAUCAGUACGGUUAA